Molecule: messenger RNA, 1650 nt
Organism: Pedinophyceae sp. YPF-701
Lineage: Eukaryota; Viridiplantae; Chlorophyta; Pedinophyceae
Source: the annotation of a GenBank genome assembly
AUGAUGGUGGCCACCAGCGGGGGGGCAUGGCGCUGGCUCCUUGCCGCGGGGGCCGCGCUCGUGCUCCUCAGUGCGACCACUGCAGACGCGGCGAGCACGGUGCGGCGCGGGCGUGCGCCGCUGGCGGCGGGAACCAGCGCCCUGAGUGCAGCGCGUAGCCUCAGAGCCUCGCAGCCGGACUUCUCGUACUACAUGAACACCGAGGCCGUGUGGUCGGAAGUAAGCCAGCUUGUGUCGGAGAACCGCGACUGGAUGCAGCUCGACGUGGUCAAGAAGACGGCGGAGCCCCCGGGAGCCGAUGCGUGCCAAGUGCAGUACCGUGAGGCGUGCAAAGACGAGUACAGCAUCGAAGCGAAGAUCGUCACGGUGGAGGCUGACUUUCCGAGCAGCGGUCCGCCCAGGGCGCGCACCGGCGCGGACGACGACCCGCUGCACAUGUACUUCAUCUACGGCGAGCACGCCCGCGAGCUGGUCACGGUCGAGCUCGGCGUCGCGGUCCUGCGCUCCCUGCCCGACCUCCCCGCGCCCCUGACGCGGCUGGGCUUCACCGCGGAGGAGUCUGCGACGAUCCUGGCCGUCAUGUCGCGCGCGACGCUGAAGAUCGCGCCGAUGGAGAACACGGUCGGCCGCGCGCGCCUGGAGGGCCCGACCAAGGCGCUGUGCGAGCGCAAGAACGGCCGCGGCGUCGACAUCAACCGGAACUUCGAGGUCGACUGGAACGUCAGGGAGAUCGACUACGACCGCAACGAAGAGUUCGGAGGGUUCGCGAAGCUGUCGGAGCCCGAGGCGCAGGUGGACGUGGAGGUGGUGCGGGCGUUCCGGCCGCACGUGGUGCUGAACGUGCACUCGGGGAUGGAGGCGAUGUUCACGCCGUGGGACCACCAGGGGGGCGCGCCGGACGACCCGGCCGUGGCGGUGCAGAAGGGGAUCCUGGACGAGAUCAACGCGCGGACGUGCGACGGGCGCUGCGUGGUGUCGCCCGGGGGGCUGGGCGUGGGGUACCUCGCGCACGGCACGCUGACCGACCACAUGUACAAGGUGGAGAAGGUCCCCCUCGUGAGCACGUGGGAGAUCUACGGGGACUGGGACGUGCCCGUCGACGACUGCUUCGGCAUGUUCAACCCCAUCACGCGGGACGGCCUCAAGGCGGUGAUCGACCAGUGGCUGCGCGCCACGUUCCUCCUCAUGCUGCGCCUGCCCACGCAUCCUGGGAUGCCGGCCUCGAUCCGCGCGCUCGUCGACGGGCCCGGCGACAGCGGCGAGCCCGAGACGGGCGACACGGUGUACAAGCACCUGCGCGGCGGCGCCACGCUCACCCCGCUCCGCGACGACCCGGAGGGCCCGUACGGGACAGCGCCCGCCACGCAGCCGCCGGCGCCGACCGCGGCCCCCGCGGACGCGCACGGCAGCGAGCCGGACAGCGGAAACGACGGGCCAACGCAGGGUCCGCAGCCGGGCGGCGAUUCGUGGGACGACCGGGCGUCGGCAGGGGGCGGUCCGCGGCACAGCUGGCCGGCGAUCAUGGCGGUGGUGCUCGUGGUGGCGGUCGCGGGGAUGGUGCUCAUUCGCAUGCGGCGACGGAGACGCGGAGGGCCGUACCUGCCGGUGAACUCCCUGGAGCUCCCUACGAUGCGCCGCGCCGGGUCGUGA